GCAGCGUUGAUUUUAUCGCCACUGUCAAGUUUUAUUAAACAUUUACUGUAGUGACAAUAAAUGAAGUAACUAUCGUAGUAAGGUUGGAUUAAUGGCACGUUUGUGUAACAUACAUUUUCUGUAACGAUGUUUAUUGUGGAAAGAGCUGUACAAUAACUGACGUGUGUGCACUGCUGAUAUUAUAUUGGUUAAUAUUCACCAAUCAAUAGUGUGUGUGUGUGCGUGUGUGUGUGUGUGUGUGCGUGUGUGUGUGUGAGUGCGUGUAUGUGUGUGUGUGCGUGUGUGUGUGUGUGUGUGAGUGUGUGUGUGUGUGUGUGUGUGUGAGUGUGUGUGUGUGUGUGUGUGAUGUCAGAAGCGUACAGUAAUCAGAUCUGGAGGAUUACAGUAAUCAGUGGUCUCACAGGGUCUGUGGUCCUUCAGAGCUGGCGUUGUUGAGUGUAUUUGAUUGGCUCAUGCCGUGUUGUUGAUGCUCAGGUUCAUGUUCUUGUGUUGUUCUUCAGGAGGAGCUGACGGCUGGAGAUAAGCAGAUGAAGCUUGUUCCUGUAAAUCUAUGUUAUGAAUGUGCAGAUUCAAAUGUUCUUCAGAAGACCAGUGAUCAUGAGCUGGCCAGCGGGUCACGCUUAUGUCGGCCUUCACCCGAGUCAAUCCUCUUAUUCCUUCAUCAUCCUCAUCCUCAUUCUCAUGUGUGUCCUGUUUGUUUAUAUCUGUGGUGAGAGAUAUCCAGCGUCAGGUCACCGCCUCAGAAUGAUGUUUGUCUCCAAGCUAUUUAAAGAAUAUCAUGGUAUUACUGUCCAAGGAUAUGGAAACACCAUGGUAUGAUUUGUUAGUGUGCACACCAGUGUAACUGUAGAGUAGGACACAGUCACUGAAACCAGCCUGUUAUAAGAGAGUGUGUGUAAGAGAGUGUGUGUAAAAGCUUCACACCGCUGUCACUUCAUCUGAUCUGAUGUCUGCAGACAUUCAGCUCAGAGUUUGUGCUUCACAUCCAGAGCAUCUUCCAUCUUUAUGAAGGUCAACGGACAGUAAAUCAGGGAUUACAUCUGAGGAAAACACCACAACACAUGCAGACGCUCAGACACGACAGCAGAUCCCGUCUGGCUGCAGUGGUUUGUCCCACUGAUCUCACCCGUCCCGUCUCUUCAGAGAGGAGCGCUGAUCUCCAGACAGGAGUGUGUGAGACUCUGAGACGCUGCCCUCAUGUUCUCUGCGUUCCCUGCAUCAGGAUCACCUGACGCACUGAUGUAUUGCUUUGGAAGUGAGAAAGUGGUCUUUGCUCCGUCACCAAAGCCAGAGGAGUUGAACAGAGAGUCUGUCUCGUACCCAUCACCAGGAUUACCCAGCAGCCCUUUCACCAGCGCAGUGUUUGAUGGCAUGGGCAGUUCAGAACUCUGGAGCUCAGCCAAUGGCAGCAGCUCGUCAGCUCAGGAAGGCAUGCUGGGAAAUUCAGCACAGACUGGGAACUGUGGAGACCUGGUGUCACACGAGCGGCUGGUAAAACUUUCCCUCCCUCUACAGAACACGCGGCUGCAUUCAGAUGGCACUAAACGUCUCCCGUCGAUGUCCUGCUUCCACCGAGGCAGAAGCACAGCCACGUUUCUCUCCUCACCUGUAGGAGGCGCAGAGUGCUGCACAGCAGGAGCCAAUCACUGCCCACAACCCACUGGAAUGACAUCACUGCCGGCCAAUUACGAACCUGCGCUGGUGGAGGACCGGCUGGACGAAGCCAUCCAUGUCCUGCGCAAUCACGCAGUGGGUGUGACCAAUGCCGACCUGACCAAUGAUCUGCGCAGCCUGUUCGGACAGACGCCCCACGGGCCAAUCACAUCCAUCGCUGGCUCAAUGGCCAGCAGAUCGUCAGCAGUUAGUGAGUCGGCCGCUCUGGCGAUACACUCGACUGUCUCUCAGCCCGCCGCGGACCUGACCAAUCAGAGAGACCGUUGCAGAGGGCUGAUAUCCCAUGAUGCCUCAGUAUCUCUGCAGCUGAAGUCAGAAGUGUCUGAGGUGGAGGAGCUGCUGAUGCGUCAUGUGACCCGCGUCUCCUCUGAUGAUGCGAGCGACACUCGAACGGCCGCCGGCGACACUGGGACCAGGACGAGCAGCAGUAUUCAUGAGGACGAGGAAGUGAGUCCGGAGCAGAAGGCCGAGCGGGAACGCGAGCGGAGGAUGGCGAAUAACGCCCGCGAGCGGCUGCGCGUGCGCGACAUCAACGAGGCGUUUCAGGAGCUCGGCCGCGUGUGUCAGAUACACCUGAAGAACGACAAGCCACAGACCAAACUGCUGGUCCUGCACCAGGCCGUCGAUGUCAUCCUGAGCCUGGAGCAGCAGGUCAGAGAGCGCAGUCUGAACCCCGAGUCUGUGUGUCUGCGCAGGACAGAAGACCUGAAAUCCUCCAGCGUGAGUCUGAACCUGCAGUACAUGAUCCACGACGUCCAGAACAACGUGCCAGGACAUCUAUGACGGACACCAGUGUGUGUGUGUGUGUGUGUGUGUGUGUGUGUCAGUGAGGGAGUGAGUGUGAGUUUGUGAUAAACACUCCAGUUCCAGUAUGAAGACUUCAUCUGAACGUCUCAUCAGGCUGUUUCUGCUGAGCUUGUGUUGAUGUUCCUGCAGUGUUUAUUCACACACACAAACACCCGGACAAACCUGUUCCUCACGGAGUCUGUAAGCGUUUUCCACUCUCAGGAUCUGUUGAUCUGUCAGAAAGCAGAACUCGCUGUGUGUGUGAAGCAGAGAUGAUGCUGUAAUGACGUUUCAUCUGCGUCAACAAAUGAAAUGUUGGUUUUGUUUGUCUCUUCAUCUUUUGAUAGAUUCAGUUUCAUACAGUUAUGCAGCACAACACGUCCUUCAUAUGAAAGCAGAUGUUCAUUUUGUCUCUCUCUCUCUCUCUCUCUCUUAAAGACUGUUUUUAAAUCUCUUUUUAUUGCCAAUGGCACAUUUAAUACAUUCAUCAGAUGUAAAUGUUUUCUUUCUUAGAGUUUUAAAAUAAAGUUUAUUUGGUAAUUGA
This is a messenger RNA of Ctenopharyngodon idella (grass carp), 3004 nucleotides long. RefSeq names its product transcription factor 12-like. The record is from RefSeq and is a predicted model, not a curated record. Gene Ontology annotation, biological process: regulation of transcription by RNA polymerase II. NCBI's taxonomy places the organism in Eukaryota, Metazoa, Chordata, Actinopteri, Cypriniformes, Xenocyprididae. The transcript is spliced from 12 exons. Gene Ontology annotation, cellular component: transcription regulator complex. Gene Ontology annotation, molecular function: protein dimerization activity; DNA-binding transcription factor activity, RNA polymerase II-specific; RNA polymerase II cis-regulatory region sequence-specific DNA binding. The coding region runs from base 1198 to 2457 and encodes 419 amino acids.